This is a messenger RNA of Mycena indigotica, 1125 nucleotides long. RefSeq lists its product as uncharacterized. Gene Ontology annotation, cellular component: cytoplasm; Nem1-Spo7 phosphatase complex. The record is from RefSeq and is a predicted model, not a curated record. The transcript is spliced from 3 exons. Gene Ontology annotation, molecular function: protein phosphatase regulator activity. NCBI's taxonomy places the organism in Eukaryota, Fungi, Basidiomycota, Agaricomycetes, Agaricales, Mycenaceae. The coding region runs from base 1 to 1125 and encodes 374 amino acids.
AUGCCCCCACGCUCACCCCCUUCACGGUCGACACUUUCUCCUUCACCCAAGUCCUCGUCCUAUCCGCAAAGCGAUGUUGCCACUUACCGUGACCUUCUUUUAUUUGAAGAACGACUCAAAUCAACUGCUGCUAGUCUGCAGCGACGCAAGGCGCGGUACCAGCUAUUCCUGAUUCAACUAUUGUUUGUGAUUGCAUUCCUCCUGGUGGAAGUUUUGCUUCCGCCAGACAUUUCCCUCAUUGCCAUCCCCUGCAAGCUGGUGUUGCAACGGCUGCUGCCUGAUAUCUACACAUCGGAAACGGAGGUUCGCAUUCACCCUUACUUCUCGACCGGCCUUCUGUUUGUGAGCGUCACAACUCUCGCCCUCUUCUUUGCGAGUGGCACAUAUUCGGAUAAAAUUGCAUAUGCCAACAAAUAUGUCCCCCACGCGAACAAGGCUCUCCGUUCAUUCAACAUGUAUCUCAAUGUUCGUCAGACACCGUUGCGAACUAAAAUAUGGUCCAACCCACUUGCGUUCUUCUUCCCUCGUCCCGUCGAAGAUACGCCGACGCCUUCGUCCACGCCUUCUCACUCUCGCACAUCAAGUCUUGCAUCGACCCCAACUCUGCGUGGUCCCGGCUCGUCAAGCACAAUGCUCUUGCAGCUGUCGCCUGUUACUCAGACCAUCGUCAACCCAUCCACGCCAGUUCCGAUUCCUCCAAUGCCUCCUACGACCAAUCCGCGGGGUGAACUCCGCUUCUCUUCUCGCGUCGAUCGGGCGUUCCGCGAUGGCUACGAGCGAUAUCGUGCUAAUUUCGAGCGUCGCAGAGCACUUCACGAACAGCAAGCGCGAGGAAAAGUAGGGCGUUGGUGGUGGUGGCGAUGGCCGACUUGGUUCUCCUCAAGUCAGCCACCAAAUCCACAACCACCUGUUUCGAUGGGAUCUGAUGGAAGAGCUGGCACCCCGCUGCAACCAGCGUUGACAAUCACACCUGCUUCCACUCAACAACGACUCGCAGAACGGCGAGGUACACCACCUUUGAUGAUGGGCGCAGCCACCCCAGCAAAUCGUAUCCAAACCCGAGCUGCGUCGCGUAGACAGUCCGGGAUACCAGACCUCGACGACUCCGGUGUACUACGACGAUGA